Messenger RNA from Emiliania huxleyi CCMP1516, 1140 nucleotides. RefSeq lists its product as hypothetical. Lineage: Eukaryota; Haptophyta; Isochrysidales; Noelaerhabdaceae. Bases 1 to 1140 code for a protein of 379 amino acids. The record is from RefSeq and is a predicted model, not a curated record. The transcript is spliced from 4 exons.
AUGCCGGCCACUCAGAGCAAGACCGCCAUCGUGGAGCCCACCGAGCCCGCCGAGCCCGAGAUCGCCACCCUCGAGAGCAAGGAGUACACGCCCGAGGGACGCUCCACCGUCGUCGUCAACGCGCGCAACGACGACGGCAGCGGCGCCGAGGGCCGCGCGUCGGACCAGGACCAGGGGGAGGAGGGCGAAUCGCCGGUGGAGCGCAAGACGCGCUGGACCGAGCGCGGCGUCUCUUGCCCCGAAGGCUACGUGCCCGUCGGCGCGCGCCGCUCCGUCGCGCUCGCGACCUCCUCGCACGGGCUGACCGUCGAGUGGCUGACGGGGGUCUUCCAGGAGCGCGGCUUCCUGCGCCGGAGCGGCUGCGUGACGAGCGUCAGCGUCCGGCCGCUCGGCGAGGGCGAGGGCGUGAUGGGCCUCCUCGCCAUCUGCACCGUCGAGCUCCAGGGCGCGCUCGAUCACGCGCCUCCCCAGUUUGUCGCUAAGUUCAGCCCGGGGCGUGGCCGGCCCGAAGCGUACUUUAUUGGCGCCAAGCUCUUCCACAAGCGCGUGUGGAAGCGCAAGCCCGUCUUUGUGACGCUGGUCGAGAUGAUGCCCACGCCGCUCUACUCGCGCACCACCGGCUGCGACAACCUGCAGCACCUGCGGCUGGAGCCGCUCAAGUGGGUCUCGGCGCCGGGCACCGACAACAUGGGCCUCUUCAAGAACGCACUCAUCUUCUUCGCCAAGAAGGGCUUCCCGGCGCUCGAGGCUUGCUGGGGCGAGGCGUACGCGCCGGUCCUCGCGAUGAAGCCGGUCAUCAUGCAGAAGCUCAAGUGGUUCGUGCGCGAGGUGUACAAGCCGCCGCUCACCCUCUGCCACGGCGACGAGGGCGUCGACGACUACUCGCUCGAGGACUGCUGGCGCUCGUACCGGCUCAACCUCUUCCGCGUCCUGAUGAACGUCAUGUUUGUGACGUACGACCAGUUCGUCAAGGACGCGAAGCGCAAGCGGGGCAUGUUUGCUGACUUACGGCAUCGGCGCCUUCCUCGCGUGAAGCGGCGGCGGGCAGCGCCCCCACCCUAUUGCGUCGCUCGGGGACCGCGCAGCGGGCCGGGCCCCUCGAAGCGACGCCUCUCAUCUCUCGAGCUCUCUCGAGUGUAA